Messenger RNA from Xyrauchen texanus (razorback sucker), 780 nucleotides. RefSeq names its product ubiquitin-60S ribosomal protein L40. Bases 51 to 437 code for a protein of 128 amino acids. NCBI's taxonomy places the organism in Eukaryota, Metazoa, Chordata, Actinopteri, Cypriniformes, Catostomidae. The record is from RefSeq and is a predicted model, not a curated record. Gene Ontology annotation, biological process: modification-dependent protein catabolic process; translation; protein ubiquitination. Gene Ontology annotation, molecular function: ubiquitin protein ligase binding; structural constituent of ribosome; protein tag activity. The transcript has 5 exons. Gene Ontology annotation, cellular component: ribosome; cytoplasm; nucleus.
UGGCGUCGGUCUUUUUCCGCCCAGAUCAGCAGCGAUUGCGAGGUGGCAAAAUGCAGAUCUUUGUGAAAACUUUGACCGGUAAGACCAUCACCCUUGAGGUCGAGCCCAGCGACACCAUCGAGAAUGUGAAGGCCAAGAUUCAGGACAAAGAGGGCAUCCCACCUGACCAACAGCGUCUGAUUUUCGCUGGCAAACAGCUGGAAGAUGGUCGCACACUUUCAGACUACAACAUUCAGAAAGAGUCCACUCUUCACCUGGUGCUGCGUCUCAGAGGCGGCAUCAUUGAGCCGUCCCUCAGACAGCUGGCCCAGAAAUACAACUGCGAGAAGAUGAUCUGCCGCAAGUGUUACGCCCGUCUGCACCCGCGUGCCGUCAACUGCCGCAAGAAGAAGUGCGGUCACACCAACAACCUGCGCCCCAAGAAGAAGCUGAAGUAGACCGGAGCACUGCUGUGUGUCAGGAACAGCUUUUCCUUUGUUAAAAUAAAAUGUGGAUGAAAUCAGUUUUGCCUCGAGUUAGUUUUCGUUUCAUUAGGCCAACUAAUGCAUGAUAGUUAUUAAGGAUAAGAAGUUCACUUUAUUGCAACGUCUGUCACCUAGAGAUUGUUUUCAGGGGUCUUCUCUAAAACAGUGCAAGUCUAAAUAUUUAUGUAUUUUAACCCUAAAAAUGGCAACAAUAUUAGGGCACGCACAAUGCAUUGCCCUUUUUAUGCCCCCAUAAUUUGUAACAUCUAAUAUAUUUCUUUGUAUUGAAAUGAUUGCAUAAACAAGAUUAUUCAGA